Messenger RNA from Punctularia strigosozonata HHB-11173 SS5, 935 nucleotides. RefSeq names its product alpha/beta-hydrolase. Lineage: Eukaryota; Fungi; Basidiomycota; Agaricomycetes; Corticiales; Punctulariaceae. The transcript has 8 exons. The coding region runs from base 82 to 831 and encodes 249 amino acids. Gene Ontology annotation, molecular function: hydrolase activity. The record is from RefSeq and is a predicted model, not a curated record.
CCUCCAUCGAUGCUGGUAUAAAUCACACCCGUCCAUACCUCGCGACUGCACAUCCGUCUUACCAUAUACACCUCGGAAGACAUGAGUUUCUGCAAAGACUGUAUCUCCGGCGUGAUCCACGAGGGCGAGCCACAAGGCAAGUUUGAGAAGAUCGAUGGUGUUGAUGCCUAUGUCGCCACCCCGGAGAUCGACUACCCUAAGGACAAGGUCAUCCUCUUCCUUCCCGACAUCUACGGUCUUGCUCAAAACAGCAAGCUCGUGGCCGACGCCUUCGCGAAGAAUGGCUUUAAGACAGUCAUUCCAGACUACCUCAACGGCGACCCCGUGCCAGAGGAUGUGCUUCGGGGGAAAGUGCCAAAUUUCUCAAUUCAGGAGUGGUUCAAGAACCAUGGAACGGAGCAGACCCGUGCACCGCUCGACAAGGUCAUCAAUGGGUUGAAGGCACAGGGCGUCACUACGUUCGGUGUUACCGGUUACUGCCUUGGAGCUCGGUACGCAUUUGACCUCGCGUUUGAGGACUUCCCCAAGGCGGUCGUCGUUAGCCAUCCCUCGUUGAUCGAAUACGCGGACCUUGAGAAAUACUUCGCCCAAUCUAAAGCGCCGCUGCUCAUCAACUCGUGUGAAGUUGACCAGAUGUUCCCUCCUGACAAGCAGGCUAAAGCAGACGAAAUUUUCGGAGACGGCAAAUUUGUGCCAGGCUACACACGGGUGCACUGGGAGGGUUGCACACAUGGAUUCUCCAUUCGCGGCGACAUCAGUGACCCAAAGGUUAAGGCCGGCAAGGAGGGUGCAUUCAAGGCUGCUGUCGACUUUUUCAUCAAGAACUUGUAGAUGAGUUCAGAUACGUAACCCGUAUUGGAUGAACUAUUGUUUCGGCAGCCCGAAUGUAUGUGAAGCAUUGUCGGAUCAUAUGUGUUGUUAUAUCAGACUCUUUC